Heterostelium album PN500 is the source of this 1419-nucleotide messenger RNA. RefSeq lists its product as uncharacterized. NCBI's taxonomy places the organism in Eukaryota, Evosea, Eumycetozoa, Acytosteliales, Acytosteliaceae. The transcript is spliced from 6 exons. The record is from RefSeq and is a predicted model, not a curated record. The coding region runs from base 1 to 1419 and encodes 472 amino acids.
AUGUUUAUAAAUUUCCCAAUUAAUUUUAUUCCAAAAUGUAUUAAUGCAAGUCCAGAGAAUUUUAAUAUAUGCCAAAUCAAUGAUCGGAAUAUAACAUUUAACAUAUCAAACAUGAAAGAAACCAAUUUGGUAUUUUAUGUACCUGAGUCAUCAAUUCUUGGAUAUAAUGAAAUAAACACCACAGAUCCUACAGAUCCACACAAUUGCAGUAGACCAAGCUCGGAAUUUAAAUUUGACGCAACUAUAUCAAGGUUAUAUAAUGUUUAUUUUAACAAAGAAGAAGGUCCACCAAAAAGUUGUUUAAUACAUAUUGGCGAGUAUUUAUGUUCUUAUUAUUAUUCAUAUAAUUAUCCAGAUCCUAAAAAAUAUUGUUCUGAUUUAUGUGAUAUAUUCUAUACUGGAGAAUGUGCGCAAUAUUUCGAUAAAUUCAGAUAUCUAAAUUUUAACGAUUCACUACAUAUACUACCAAGAACCAGGGAUGAAUGUUACUCAAAGAGUGCAGGUUUAAAUAAUACUGAUUGUCGCAACAUUUAUCUCCAAGAUGGAAUUGCUCCUCAAAUGGUAUAUCGAAUCAAGUAUCCAGGCGGAGUAGUUAGAGUUGCAAUGACAUUCCAAAACAAUAAACUAUCUAUAAAUAAUAACAUGUAUAAAUUAUUUAGUUGUAUUGUAUUUGUUACAAUACUGGUGAAUUGUUUAGGUGUAUCGACAGCAGCACCCGAUUAUCUAUGUGCGAACGUUAGUGUCAUUACAAAUUUCAAAUACUGUCGUAAUCAAAAUGCAGCAUACAACUACAUUCAAUUGGAUCUUGUAAAACUACAAAAGAUAGGUCCACUUUCAGGAGCAGCUGUCGAAGCUAUCAAGAAUGCACCCUUUGAAAACAACUGUUAUCAAGUCGCUGGAAACGUUAGUUUCGACGACUUUGUCGUUGAAGCGAUCAUUGCUUUGCAAUACUAUCCAGAGGAAGUCCCACAAAAAUGUCCAUCUGUAAUUGGUACCUAUUUAUGUUCAUCCAUGUUUAGAUAUAACUACCCAAAUGCACAACCAUUUUAUAACCAAUCAUGUUCAUCUUUGUAUGCCAUUGAUUCAAAAACACAAAACUAUAUCUGUCCACAGAAUAUGACAUUGACCGUAUCGAAUACAGGUGGAGACGACGUUGUGUUCCAACCAUUCCCAUUCACUUUGAAAGAGUGCGAGAGCUCACCGGAGGUCGCUUCAAAUGGUACACUCUUUGCUCAGGGUGCAAUUACACUACCAACUGAUAAUGGCAAAGAAUGGAAAUGGGUUGGUCCAGUCAUUACUUUCGAUAAGUAUCCAGGUGGUGUCGUCAAAGGUAGCAUUCUUGGUUUUGGUUUACUCUUGGCAAUUCUCCUCGUUAUUGCUACUCUAGGUUUCAUCAUGAAGCAACAACAAAAGAAAUAA